UCACAAGAGAGCUCUCGCAAUCUCCGCGCUUCAGUUCUGCUGCAGCAACGAACCAGCUUGGUUCACACGAUGGCGUUCCUCUUCACAACACUUUGCCUUCUACUGCCCCUGCUAGGGCUACUAUACUAUUAUGUGCGUCGUAAAUUUGCCUACUGGGCGGACCGGGGCGUACCAUACGUUCCCGGUUCCCUUCCGAUGGGAUCGUUCAACGACAUGGGCUCCACGAAGCACAUUGUCGAACUGUUGGACGCAAUAUACAAGCAGUACCGAAACACUCAUAAGGCCGUUGGAAUGUUUCUCAGUAUCAAUCCGAUCCUGUUGGCGGUCGAUCUGGAACUGGUGAAGCAGAUUCUGGUAAAGGAUUUUAACAGUUUUCACGACCGGGGAAUGUACUUCAACGAACGGGAUGACCCCCUGGCGUCGCACAUGUUCUCGGUCGAAGGCGAGAGGUGGAGAUUUUUGCGGAACAAGCUGAGUCCGACGUUCAGCUCCGGUAAGAUCAAGUAUAUGUUCCUGACGGUUCGCGAAAUCGGAUUGGAGUUUCUGGCCAGCUUCGAGCCUUUUAUGGAGCGGAAAGAGCCUGUGGAGAUCGGUAUCCAGGCGCAGAAGUUCACAUGUGACGUCAUCGGCUCAUGUGCGUUCGGGUUGAGUUGCAAUGCUCUGAAGGACGAAAGCACGGAGUUGCUGGACAUUGCCGACAGAGUCUUCAAUCCAAAACCUUUAGAGAUGAUGUACAUGCUUUUGCUGAUUUGCUUCCGGAAAUGGGCCGUGAAGCUGCGACUGAAACAAACUCCAGCCGACAUUGAGAGAUUUUUCGUGGGCAUGGUGCACAAAACAGUUGAGCAUCGUGAGAAGAACAACAUUACCCGAUCGGAUUUCCUGCAGCUCUUGAUGCAGUUGAAGAACAAAGGCACGCUCGAAGAAGGUGAAGAAGAUUCGAAGGAGACUAUCUCCAUGAACGACGUAAUCGCCCAAGCGUUCCUCUUUUUCUUCGGUGGCUUUGAAACGUCGUCGAAGGCCUUAUCGUUUGCUCUGUUCGAGUUGGCUCUUAAUCCCGAGCUUCAAGAGAAAGCUCGCGACGAAGUUCAACGAACUCUCGACAAGCACGACGGUCUCUUGACUUACGAAGCCUUGAAGGAUAUGACGUAUGUGGAACAAAUUGUUCACGAAUCCCUCCGGAAGUACGCCCCCAUCGGAAACGUAAUUCGCAAGGCAAACGAACCCUAUCAGAUCCACUCGCCGGACAUCAUCCUGGAAAAGGGAACGAUGGUUAUGAUUCCGGUCCACUCGAUCCAUCACGACCCAGAGAUCUACCCGGACCCAUCGCGAUUCGAUCCGGAUCGAUUUACCCCGGAGGCCAUCAGUGCCCGUCAUUCGCACAGUUUUUUGCCAUUUGGCGAUGGACCCCGUAAUUGUAUCGGAAUGCGAUUUGCCUUGCUGGAAGUGAAAUUUGGGAUUGCUCAGUUGCUGAGUCGGUUACGCUUUACCGUCAAUGAGAAAACGCAGCUACCGCUGCGGUACGAUCCGAAGGCUAAUGUGGCCUCGGCGCUGGGCGGACUUUGGUUGGAUGUGGAGAGGAUCUAGAGGAGUUGCAGAUGGUUGGAAACAAGCGGUUUCAUGCCUUUCGUCUACUGAAUUCUCGUAUGUUCAGCUCUACAUUGUUUUCAUAAAUGUGCCAUUAUUUAGCGUACUAUUUGGUAUUACUAUUUUAAGUUCAGUGAUUAAAUUUUGAAAGCUUAUCAAAAUUAUAUUUGCACAACGAAUUAUCUUAUUGUCCGAUACUUAUAUGUAAUAAAGAAUCGCACUGAUAUUAAU
Molecule: messenger RNA, 1815 nt
Organism: Aedes aegypti (yellow fever mosquito)
Lineage: Eukaryota; Metazoa; Arthropoda; Insecta; Diptera; Culicidae
Product: cytochrome P450 6a8
Exons: 2
Coding region: 70-1584 (504 amino acids)
Molecular function (GO): iron ion binding; monooxygenase activity; heme binding
Source: RefSeq, a predicted model, not a curated record